AAAACAUUUCAAAAGGCUAGCGAACUGAAAGUUGUAAUAGUUUGAUCUACUUUUCCUUUCAAGAAAUCUCGUUUUGUGAUAAUUUGAUAGAACAAUUAAAGAAGCUUUUGCGCUAUUUUUUUUUCAUCUCCAAAGAUGGUAUAACAGUCACUAAAAGAUCCAACUAAUUUGUCGUUAACGCGCUAAUUUCUUCAAAAUGGGUAAGGAAAAGACUCACAUCAACAUCGUUGUCAUCGGCCAUGUGGACUCCGGAAAAUCCACCACCACCGGCCAUCUCAUCUACAAAUGCGGUGGUAUCGACAAGCGUACCAUCGAGAAGUUCGAGAAGGAGGCCCAGGAGAUGGGCAAGGGAUCUUUUAAAUAUGCCUGGGUAUUGGAUAAGCUGAAAGCUGAACGAGAGCGUGGUAUCACCAUCGACAUCGCUCUGUGGAAAUUUGAGACUGCUAAGUACUACGUCACCAUCAUCGAUGCACCAGGGCACAGAGAUUUUAUCAAGAACAUGAUUACCGGAACUUCUCAGGCCGAUUGUGCUGUUCUUAUUGUUGCUGCUGGUACCGGCGAGUUUGAAGCCGGCAUCAGUAAGAACGGCCAAACCCGCGAGCACGCCCUCUUGGCGUUCACUCUGGGCGUAAAGCAGCUAGUGGUGGGCGUUAAUAAAAUGGAUUCAACCGAGCCCCCCUACCACGAGGCACGUUAUGAGGAAAUCAAAAAGGAGGUGUCUUCUUACAUCAAGAAGAUCGGUUACAACCCGGCCACCGUGGCGUUCGUGCCCAUCUCGGGCUGGCACGGCGACAAUAUGCUGGAGCCUUCUGACAAGAUGCCGUGGUUCAAGGGGUGGACCAUCGACCGCAAGGAAGGCAAGGUUGAGGGCAAGUGCCUAAUCGAGGCUCUAGAUGCCAUCCAGCCUCCGUCCCGGCCCACCGAGAAGCCACUUCGCCUGCCCCUGCAGGACGUAUACAAGAUCGGCGGCAUCGGCACCGUGCCCGUCGGCCGAGUCGAGACUGGGAUUCUCAAACCCGGUAUGGUGGUGGUUUUCGCGCCGGCCGCCAUCACCACUGAGGUAAAGUCUGUUGAGAUGCACCACGAGGCUCUGCAGGAGGCCAUGCCCGGAGACAACGUUGGCUUUAACGUUAAGAACGUAUCGGUGAAAGAGUUGCGUCGCGGCUACGUGGCCGGUGACUCGAAGAACAGCCCCCCGAAAGGCGCUGCUGACUUCACCGCGCAGGUGAUCGUGCUCAACCACCCAGGGCAGAUCAGCAACGGCUACACUCCGGUGCUGGAUUGCCACACUGCUCACAUUGCUUGCAAAUUUGCCGAAAUUAAGGCGAAGUGCGACCGCCGUACCGGCAAGACCACCGAGGUGGAGCCGAAGUCGAUUAAGUCGGGCGACGCAGCGAUUGUGACCCUGGUGCCGACAAAGGCACUGUGCGUCGAGUCGUUCCAGGAGUUCCCGCCUCUAGGACGCUUCGCUGUGCGCGACAUGCGCCAGACAGUCGCCGUCGGCGUCAUCAAGAGCGUAACCUUCAAGGAGGUUACUACAGGCAAAAUCACCAAGGCUGCCGAGAAGGCCCAGAAGAAAAAAUAACUAUGGGGCAUCUCAUUAAAUUCAUCGCAGCCGGUAGCCAUAUCCCGCGGUGCUGCGAUCCCCCUCCUCCCGCCAGACCCCGACACCCCCUCCGCCCUCACGAACCCCCCUCCCCCCACGGCCAAGCCUUGCCCCCCUGUGCCCCCUCGGAGCCGCAGCACACUUGCGCGCGCCCGCAAUCGGAGCUUCUUGACUGGUGACGUCACUCCCCUCCCAAAGUCGUGCAUUUAUCGGAACAAGAUACUCAAGUUUAUUCGUUUUAGUUACGUGUACGUGUUAAGUUUAUGUCUCUUUGCUUAUUUUAGGCGUAAGUCGUUCUCCAAAUAUGUGUUUCCAGUGUCUAGUUUACGUUUCAUACGUAACGUUAUAUUUUUCCAUCGCAAGGAGUUUAGGAGGAAAGGCGACGGAAUUAAAAUUGAAUAUUUAAGCUUUUAUGAUCGCCUCAUGGUUGUACUCGAGAUUUUAACAAUCCAUUGUGUCAUAAUGAAAAUUCUAAAAGUUUCCUUGUUAUUUUUGUUUAUAGCAUCUAUUUUCUUUAUGUUUUAAGAAUAAAUAAUUGUACAUGGUCUUACACCUAUUGUAUGUAUGAAAUGUGAAGUAAUUUAUAACUUUUAAUAUACUUACCUCGUUUUAUCGUAAUAUUAUUGUAAACUGGAUUAAGGUUACAUAAAAUGUUCAUUUAAUUAGAUAAAAAUAAGUUAUUUUCGUAAGAUUGAAGAAGUGAUUAUAAGUAGGAGUUGAACAUCAGAGUGUAGAAAAUGGGGGUAGUCGGUUCGAAAUCGACUGCCGGUAGUUGAAUUUAGCCAUACGUUGAUAAAGCGUUAAGAACGUUUUGAUAGAAAUUUGAUGACUUUGUAAAGUGUAAAUGUGAUUUUUGUUCCUAGGUAAAAAAACUAUACUUACUCUGAUAUUUUUACAACAUUGAUUCGCCUGGAGAUGGUAAAAUACAAAGGUUUAAAGAUUCAAUUUAAAUUUCCAUGACUGUUAGAAUUUCACAUAGGCAAUCAAAAUCUUAAGCUAAAUGUAUCUUUGUAAUUUUUUCAAUAAUUUUGUAAAGACCUUGAUCCUGAUAAACCAAUAAAGAAGCUACUGGUAAAACUUA
Pararge aegeria (speckled wood butterfly) is the source of this 2687-nucleotide messenger RNA. RefSeq names its product elongation factor 1-alpha 2. The transcript has 11 exons. The coding region runs from base 197 to 1585 and encodes 462 amino acids. The record is from RefSeq and is a predicted model, not a curated record. NCBI's taxonomy places the organism in Eukaryota, Metazoa, Arthropoda, Insecta, Lepidoptera, Nymphalidae. Gene Ontology annotation, molecular function: GTP binding; translation elongation factor activity; GTPase activity. Gene Ontology annotation, biological process: translation; translational elongation.